AACAAGAUGCAGAAGCAAGUGGAGGUCAGAAUAGAUGAGGGCCACUUGGAGCCCACAGUGGACACAAAUGACAGUGCAUGCAGCAGCGUAUGUGAUAAAAUCAUGAAAAAUAUGGUUCUAACACUGACAAUUCUUGGUGUGUUUCUGGGUUCCAUUGCUGGAAUGCUGCUGCGGCAUAUAUCACCUCUUCCUCCUGAUGUUAUUAUGAUCAUAAGCUUCCCUGGGGAGAUCCUAAUGAGGAUGUUGAAGAUGCUUAUUUUGCCUCUUGUUGUUUCAAGUCUGGUAACAGGACUGGCUGGUUUGGAUGCUAAAUCUAGUGGGCGUUUGGGAACGAGAGCCAUGGUGUACUACAUGUCGACGACAGUGAUUGCAGCGGUCUUGGGAGUGAUCUUGGUGCUGCUCAUUCAUCCUGGCAACCCUAAACUAAGAGCUAAUCUUGGACAAGGGAAGAAGAAUGAUGACGUUUCCAGCGUUGAUGCUUUCUUUGAUCUCAUCCGAAAUCUGUUUCCGGAAAACUUAGUGCAAGCCUGCUUUCAACAGAUACAAACAGUGACCACAAAAGUACAGAUUCCCACUAACAGAACCAAAGCGCCCCCACAGUUCACAAUCAAGAGAUCACUUCAGUUCAAGAGUGGGAUGAAUGUCCUUGGUUUGAUUGGGUUCUUUGUUGCUUUCGGAGUCAUCAUGGGGAAAAUGGGGGAGAAGGCCAAGCUUAUGCUGGAGUUCUUUAACGUCUUGAAUGAGAUCAUCAUGAAGAUUGUUAGUGCAAUUAUGUGGUACUCGCCUGUUGGUAUUGCUUGCCUAAUCUGUGGGAAAAUCAUCUCCAUCGCUGAUUUAGAGGUUGUUGCCCGACAGCUGGGAAUGUACAUGCUCACUGUGAUAGUAGGCCUCAUCAUCCAUGGAGGCAUCUUCCUUCCUCUAAUAUACUUUGUGAUAGUGAAAAAAAAUCCUUUCAAAUUCUUCAUGGGAUUAUUCCAAGCUUGGGUCACAGCACUUGGAACAGCAUCCAGUGCUGGAACCUUGCCUGUCACAUUCCGAUGCUUGGAAGAGAACCUGAAAAUUGACAAAAGAGUAACACGUUUCGUCCUCCCUGUUGGGGCCACCAUCAAUAUGGAUGGUACAGCCCUCUAUGAGGCUGUGGCUGCAAUCUUCAUCGCUCAGAUGAACGGAAUUGUUCUCGACUGGGGCCAAAUUGUCACUGUCAGUAUGACAGCAACCUUGGCUAGUGUUGGAGCAGCCAGUAUCCCCAGUGCUGGACUCGUAACCAUGCUGUUAAUCUUAACGGCAGUGGGGCUACCCACUCAGGACAUCAGCCUUCUUGUAGCUGUUGACUGGCUCCUGGAUCGCUUCCGUACCUCAGUCAAUGUGGUUGGCGACUCCUACGGAGCCGGUAUCGUAUACCACCUUUCAAAAGAUGAGCUUGAUUCCUUCGAUGCCCAACAAUCCCGGAUGGAUGAUUUUGAGAUGACUAAAUCAAAAUCUUUCUUUGAUAAUAACACCAACCAGAAUGUAUACGCUCACCACAAUUCAAUCCUUAUAGACGACUGCAAGGUCACCAUGGGCAAAAAUGGCAAGACUGCAGGGUUCUCUUUUGUUGAAGAGGAACCGUGGAAAUCCGAGUAA
Nerophis lumbriciformis (worm pipefish) is the source of this 1623-nucleotide messenger RNA. NCBI's taxonomy places the organism in Eukaryota, Metazoa, Chordata, Actinopteri, Syngnathiformes, Syngnathidae. The record is from RefSeq and is a predicted model, not a curated record.